Molecule: messenger RNA, 2127 nt
Organism: Symbiodinium natans
Lineage: Eukaryota; Dinophyceae; Suessiales; Symbiodiniaceae
Source: the annotation of a GenBank genome assembly
AUGGUGCGUCAGCGGCUCUUCGUCUUGACCAUCCAGCGUCAGUCAGAUGUACCUUGGCAGCCUCAAAGGGCGUGGGAACACAAGCAACGAGAAGCCAGCGAAGACCUGAUUGACCUCAAGAAAGUCAGGGUCUUUGCCAACAUCGUGUGUCUGAUGCAACAUUAUGCAGAUCAUUCUGAUGUGCAGCACUUUUGCCACGCCUGGUCUUAUACCAGAGCGGGUCGGCGCUUCCCGCUUUUCAUGCGUCAGAUCUUCAACAUUGCUGUUCUCCGAACAUUUUUUGGCGUCCAGUUGCAGGUGAACGAGGACAUCAGCGAUGACCAAACGAUUUGCACAACUCCCAGAUGUGGACGUUCAGUGUCGGUCUACGUGCCAGAGUAUGUGGCAUCUGCGCGCAUGGCAAAGGCUGAUGCGGAGCGAGACUUGCGAAUGGACCCUGUGUGUGUGCCGCUGCGCUACGACGUGUUUACCCGCCCACCUGCAAGGACAGAGCUGCAGGGCAUCAGCUUGUUUCAGAGGCACAAGUACCAGUGUCAGACCUCGCGCUACGCCCCACACGUGCAACAAAUGAUUCAGCAGGGGCUGGCCUCGGCAGAGGCGUUCCUUUCAUUGCUCCACUCAAGCUAUCAGGAGUACUGGCACGAUGUGGGUGUGCCGAAGCAUAUCAGUGACCUUUCUGCAGACCUCGCCAAGAUAUGGGACUUUGAGAACAUGUGUGAGAAUAGAAGUCCUGACGAGGCACACCUCGACAGCUUGGAUCGUGUCUACGCGACAUUGAGACAACGACUUGCCUUGGUUCGCUGGCCCCAAUCCCCUGAGUUUAACUAUGUCAGAAAGGAGUGGCCUCUGAGCAAGGAGUUGCGCAGACAGUACAAGGUCCUUUGGUACAAGGUUCAUCUCAACCGCACACUGUGGCUUUCGCCCCGUGAGUGUCAGGUGUGCUUGGUGAAGCCGCCCUCCAUACUUGUGACACUGCUUGGCCGAAAGCUGCAGGAGCAAAGCCCGGUAAGACGUGCUAUCAAAGCUGUGGACAUCACAUGUGUUGUGUUCAGCAUUGCAACUUUCCUCUGGAAGCCACCCAGAAGCUUCAAUGUCCGAGCCGAGUCCAUUGCUGCGCUGAAAUGCUGUGAAGGAGACACAUUGCAGCCCGGGGCUUUUGCCAUCAUGAAGAAGGCACCAUUCAAGCAGAAGCUGGUCUUCGUGCUUCAUGUGGCUCACACCGUGGAGCCCGCCUCCGUGGUUGCAACAUUUUGUCUGGAUCCAUCCUUUCAUCGGUACAAAUCCACCCAGUUUGGGGAGACUCACUGCUGGCACGCUACCUUUUUGUUGGCUGUGUCUGCGACGUGUCAGGGGGCGAGCAGCGUUUGCGAGCGAAUCGGAAGUUUCCUACAUGGCCUGGAGGCCGGGGAGAGUGUCAUCCACCCGGCCCGAGUUGCUGAUCGCUUGCGAAUCAAAGUGGCCCAAGUAGAGGCGAUCGGUGGAGGUCGAGACGAAGCCCUCAUCACCGACCUCCUGGAGGUGUUUCGAACGCACAAAGAUCCCACCAUUAAGCGGCGUGCCAUGUACACCAGAAACCAGCGCGGGCUGGAGGCUGGCAACCAGACGUUGCAUCGCCGGGUGGAGGCGUCAAAUGCCAAAGCCACCUGGUCGCUCCACGACCUGGAGCCCAGUGCCAGUGUCAGUGACUCUGACAUCAGCGCUGCCCUGCAUCAUCUGCUGACGCACGCAGCCGAAGAACGGGCCCACAAUGAGGAGGUUCAUGCUCCAGUGUCAUUGGAUGGUGCCACACGGGCUGCCUUGAUGAAAGUUGUCAGUCAACGGGGUGGCAGAUUGCAGGUGGACUCUUUGCCAGCCUUUGUGAGAAAGGGUCCUGGCACCAAAACUCCAUUGAGGUCAGUGGGCAGAAAGCGCAUGUCGGAGUGGCUGGAGUCAGAGGAAGGUCGGGCGUGGAAAUCUCAGCGCGAGGAGUUGCCACUUGGCUUGCUCAGCCUGAUAUUUUUCACCGUGCCACUAGGGUUACUUUGCAACAGCCUCUUUGUUUCUGUGCCGCGCCACAAUUUUUUGGGAACAGACAUGUUGAGGUGGAAGAGUUUUUCAGAGCCAGUCGUCAGACCGGAUGAUGACUGA